AUGGCUAACUUGAUUGGCAGGCGGUUGCCCGGCCGGCGUUCAGUUUCGCGGCGUGUGUCGGACUGAUCCGAUGCUCCGGGUUCGGGGACUGGCGGCGGUGGGAGCGGCUUUUGCCGGCUCCCCUGCUUUCGGUAAAGCUCGGGUUCACUGUGGCUCCUGCACCUUCACCUUCACCGACACGCAAGCGAAGCCUGCAUCCGAGGGGCUACCUGCAGAAGGAUCACCAGGACUCGGAAGGAGGAGCCGUUUUAAUUCCCAGCCUCUGCCAUUCUCAGCCUUCCUCACGGACAGAUUUGGUAGGCAGCACAACUACCUGAGGAUCUCGCUGACAGAAAAGUGCAACCUGCGAUGUCAGUACUGUAUGCCUGAGGAUGGGGUUAAGUUAACCCCAAGAUCACAGCUGCUCACCACCGAGGAGAUCAUCACCCUGGCGCAGCUUUUUGUGAGUGAGGGCGUGGACAAGAUCCGCCUGACAGGAGGCGAACCGCUCAUCCGGCCCGACGUGGUGGAGAUUGUGGGUCGACUUCGCCAGCUGGAAAACCUGAAAACGCUCGCUGUUACAACUAACGGCAUCAACCUGACCAAGCUGCUGCCCAGACUGAAGGAGGCAGGCCUCAACCUUCUCAACAUCAGCCUGGAUACCCUGGUCCCCGCCAAGUUUGAGUUCAUUGCCCGAAGGAAAGGUUUCCACAAGGUGAUCGAAGGCAUCAACAAAGCCAUCGACCUGGGCUAUAACCCCGUUAAGGUGAACUGUGUGGUCAUGAGGGGUCUGAAUGACGAUGAGCUGCUGGACUUCGUGGAUCUAACCGCUACCAAGCCCCUGGACGUGCGUUUCAUCGAGUACAUGCCAUUUGAUGGCAACAAAUGGAACUUCAAGAAGAUGGUGAGCUACCAAGAGAUGCUGAGCACCAUCAAGCAGAAGUGGCCUGAGCUACAGAAGCUACCAUUAGAAGACUCUGGAACUGCCAAGGCUUACAAAGUGCCCGACUUCCAGGGCCAGAUCGGCUUCAUUACCUCCAUGUCAGAACACUUCUGCGGCUCCUGCAAUCGGCUGCGACUCACUGCUGAUGGCAGCUUGAAGGUCUGCCUCUUCGGAAACACUGAGGUAUCCCUGCGGGAUGUGCUGCGCUCCGGAGCCACGGAAGCAGAGAUGCUCGAGAUCGUCGGAGCCGCACUGAGCAGGAAGAAAAAGCAGCACGCAGGAAUGUUGAACUUAUCACAGAUGAAGAACAGGCCCAUGAUCCUGAUUGCGGAAAGUGAUCCUGCUACUUCUGUGAUGACCCAACAGCUGCUGAAGAGCCCACCCACUGCUCCAGAGGGAAGGAGGCUUGGGAACACCUGGCUGUCAGGCAAGGGGGUCCUGCUGCCUCUGGCCAGUAGAGAUAGAUGGGCACUCAACCAGAGCUUACGGGCCCACAGCACGCAGAGUGGGGGGAGGAACGCCGACACCCCGGCCCAGCAAGAACAGCCAGCGAGCCCUGGCAGCAGCAAGAAGGCCGGCCGAAGUCCCGAGCGGCUGACGCACGUGGAUGAGCGGGGCAGGGCAGCCAUGGUGGAUGUGGGUGGGAAGCCGGACUCUCAGCGGGAGGCGGUGGCCCAGGCCACGGUGCGGUUGGGGGAACAGGCCUUCAACCUCGUGCGGGACAACCAGCUGCGGAAGGGAGACGCCUUGGUCACCGCCCAGCUGGCUGGUAUCUGUGCAGCCAAGAUGACCAGCCAGCUGGUGCCCCUGUGCCAUGCCGUGCCACUGCACAGAAUCCAGGUCUCCCUGGAGCUGGACCCAGCCCGGUCGGCCGCUGUCAUCACAGCGACCUGUGGGUCCCAUGGCAAGACUGGGGUGGAGAUGGAGGCCCUGGUGGCAGCUGCCUUGGCUGCCCUCACCCUCUACGACAUGUGCAAGGCCGUCACGCAUAACAUUGUGGUGGAGGAGGUCAAGCUGCUCAGCAAGACAGGUGGACAGGGUGGGAACUUCUACCGUGGGGCCAAGGACUUGACGGUUCCCAACUAAACCUCUGCCAUCCCAUCCACUCACCUCACCCCCCCCCCACAAAAAAAAACACACACACACACCAUGGUGCCAUCUGGGCAAACAUCUGGAUUCAAGGCCCAGUUUCAUGGUCUGGAACCUGCUGCCCUUCCCUGUGGUGAUGUGAAUUCAUCCAAGUGUAGAAUCUCCCCCUUUAGUCCAAGACAGAUUCCCAGUUGCACCCGUCUGAUCCGUGCUCUCUGGGAUAAUUAACAGCCGCUCGUUAAACUGCCAGCCCAAGCCUGAUUAGAGGGAACUGGUCAGGAUUGAAUGCGAGAGCUGUGCUGCUCUGCUGCCGUUCAGUCAUCCUUCAUGGGAUCUUGCUGUGCAUUUAUCACUGCAGAUGCAGCUCAGACUGUGCUGUCACACUAUCCACGUUCCUGAUGCCCUCAUUCUCCUCCACUCUAAUGAAUUAAGUCCCAGCCCGUCCAGCCUCUCGACAGUUCAAUCCCAUCUUGAUAACUCGAUCCCUCUAGUCCUGGCAACAUCCUGGAUCAUUCUGCAUUCUUUGACAGUUUACUCACACCCUUCUAGUAGCAAAGUGACCAAUACCAAACAUGAUACACCAAUGCUUUUUGCAUUAUAUGUCAGUGAUCUGGAUGAUGGAAUUGAUGGCUUUGUUGCAAAGUUCGCAGACAACAUGAAGAUAGCUGGAGGGGCACGUAGUCUGAGGAAGUGGAGAAGCUACAGAAGGACUGAUCGAUUAGGAGAACGGGUAAAGUAGUAGCAGAUGGCAUACAAUACAGUGUCAGGGAGAGCAUGGUCAUGCACUUUGGUAGAUGAAAGGGUUGACGAUUUUCUAAAUGGAGACAAAAUACAAAAUAAUGAGGUGCAAAGGGCCUUCGAAUCCUGCACAAGGGCUCCCUUAAAGGUUAAUAUGCAGGUUGAGUCAAAGGUGAGGAAGGUAAAUGCAAUGGUAGCAUUCAUUUCAAAAGGACUAGAAUAGAAAAGCAAGGAUGUAAUGUUGAGACUUUAUAAAGCACUGCUGCGGCCACACUGAGCAUUGGGUGCAGUUUUCAGGCCCUUUUAAAGGAUUUGCUGAAACUAGAGAGUUCAAGGAGGCUCACAAAAAUGAUUCCAGGAUUGAAUGGCUUGUCAUUUGAAGAGCGUCUGAUGGCUCUGGACCUGGAUCUGGAUUCAUUUGAACUCAGAAGAAUGAGGGGUGAGGGGUGACCUCAUCGAAAUCUUAUCGAAUGGUGAAGGGCCUUGAUAGAGUGGAUGCAGAGAGGAUGUUUCCUUUGGUGGGAGAGGACCCCUCAGAAUAAGAGGGGUGUCUUUUUAGAACAAAAAUGGAGGAAUUUCUUUAGCCAGAGUGGUGAAGGAGUGGAAUUCUUUGCCACAGGGAGCUGCGCAGGCCGUCUUUGUGUAUAUUUAAGGCAGUGGUUGAUAGAUUCUUAAUUAGUCAGGGCAUGAAGGGAUAUGGGGAAAAAGGCAGGAGAUUGGGGCUGAGUCAACCCUGAUGAAAUGGCGGAGCAGACUUGAUGGGCCAAAUGGCCUAGUUCUACUGUUAUAUCUUAUGGUUAUAUGCAUCGUGCGUGCAACUAUACCAUUACCUCCCAACUCUGUACUCUGCCCUGACUGGUGAAGGCCAAUGAUUGAUAGAUGGGAAAGGGCAAGCCUAAAGUUUAGACAGCAGAGGGGGAGGGGGGCACGAGGUAGCAGAAAGGGAAUGGCAGAGUCACGGUUGUGUCUCACAGUGUGUAGUUCACUAAGAUCGUGCGGACCACAUAUGUAGAUGUCCACAUUGGGCAUCUCAUGAUGGAGAUAGUGAUGGGGGUAUAGACAGGGCGAUGGGAGGCUGAGAUUAGGGAAGAGAUGUUCAGGAUCCAGGGAUAGAGCUUCAGCAUUGGUGGUAGAUGGCCAUUUGAUGGCAGACGAUGCAGAGAUUGUGUAGCCUGAGAAUGUGAUUGUAGAGAGGAGUGAGCUGCUCUUAUUCUGUAAUCCCACUACCCUCAAAUUGGAAUACCUGUAUUGCAAAUUGCUCUUGUACCCCUAGUCUUCGUCAAUUCAACACCGAUCCUAGGGCUUUAAAUUUUCCAUCAUCCAUUCCAGUGGUUAAUUUUCUUUCUUCUGACCUUUUGCACCUUGCUGCAGAUUUUUCAUCAAUACAGCAUGGAAACAGAGCCCCUCAGCACACCAAGUCUGUGCCAACCCAACAUCCAUUCGCACGGAGUUUUUUUUUUAUUCUCCCCCAUUCUUGUGAACAGUCCAUGGAUUUUGCUACUAUCUAGGGCCAAUUUAGGGACAAUUCAGCUGCCAACCCAGGAGAGAGUGCACACUCCACAUAGCACCCAAGGUCUGGAUUACUAGAACUGAGUCAAAGGUCACAAGUAAGACUAACCCAGUCUUUGAAAUGCACAUCUAGUAAACAUUGGUAUAUGCAAACUCCACAUGCAGGGCUUCCCAAUCUGGGGUCCAUGGCCCCCUCGGUUACUGGUGGGGUACAUGGCAUAAAAAAGGUCAGGAACUCCUGCCAUAUACAGUACAAUUAUACUUUCCUGACGGAGGCCAUUGACCCUGUUCAGAAUCCCCCGUAUGUGAAACAUCAGUAUUGAUUGUGGUUUGGUGCCAAGCAUAAAACACAGAACAAUACCAUAACAAGCAAUACAGUAGCCCCAAACACAAUAGUGUAAUCAACAAUCAGCAGAACAGUCUCAUGCAAAACUGUCAAUGAUGAAAAAGUAGUAUGAACACGUGAACAGAUUAGGUAAUUAUCAAUAGGAGUAGGAACGAUCUUUACCGAAUGUUGUGCAGGGACAGUUGAGGUAUUACACCUGAGCGAGUCUUGUGUUUAUCCUGCCUCUCAGAGCAUUCACUGUCUUUCCUCCUAUAACCUGUUCCCAUUAACACCAUUCUGAUUCACCUACAAGCCAUCGUCACAAGAGGUAAUUUACAGUAGCUAAUUAAUCUACCAGUCUGUCUUUAGGGAAGAAAAGACCACCUGGGAAUAAUCCAUGCAACCACUGGAAGGAAGUGCAAACUCCACACAGCAUCAGAGAUCAGGACCGAACCCAACUUGAUGAGACCUGCUGUGCUGCCUCGUCCUCACGAGUUCCAUAGCUCCCCUGUAACUGCCUUAUGGUUACAAGUCACUUGGGGCAUGUACAUCAAGUGUGUGGGGUGUGCAAGCAACUUGUGCCCCCUCAUUAAAGUUAUGGCUGUACACUGGAGACAUAGUGAAUGUUGGGACUGGAUCAAAUGUAACAGAUUUCCUUUGUACAUUAAAUUUUCAUCAGUGG
This is a messenger RNA of Hypanus sabinus (Atlantic stingray), 5265 nucleotides long. RefSeq names its product molybdenum cofactor synthesis 1 (gene mocs1). The transcript has 11 exons. The coding region runs from base 71 to 2008 and encodes 645 amino acids. Gene Ontology annotation, molecular function: cyclic pyranopterin monophosphate synthase activity; metal ion binding; 4 iron, 4 sulfur cluster binding. Lineage: Eukaryota; Metazoa; Chordata; Chondrichthyes; Myliobatiformes; Dasyatidae. Gene Ontology annotation, biological process: Mo-molybdopterin cofactor biosynthetic process. The record is from RefSeq and is a predicted model, not a curated record.